CUGAUUCGUGUUAUCACCUUAGUUACUGCACUCCAACAAAUUGAUGUAACUUAACAAAUAGACAAUGUAUUUAAGGAGAUUUUCAUCGAUUUUUAUAUCAGUCACAGUUUGUGUUUUGUGUCUACCUGGAUACUAAAUUAUUAUCAUGAUUGCCACGAAACUCUUCGUAUUCGCUCUCCUUGCUGGAGUUUUGGCAGUAGAAGAGAAACCUGUUGCUGAAAUAAUAACAGAAAGUACAAUUGUUAAUCCCGAUGGAUACAGUUUUGACUUCAAAACCAGUGACGGUAUAUCCAGGCAUGAAGAAGCCAAUCUGAUCACAGUGGGAGACCAACAGGGUAUCUCAGUCAAAGGGUCCUACUCCUACCUGACUCCCGAAGGCGAAGAAUACCAGAUCACCUUCACCGCUGACGACAAAGGCUACAAACCCACUCUCCGAGUUGUCCCCGCUCAUCAGUAAUUUGCCAAUAUUUGUACUUUUGUAUUGUUUUUUACCCAUUUGAACUUAGAUGACAUUGUGAUUAAAAGAUUUUAAAACAAAACUUA
Molecule: messenger RNA, 543 nt
Organism: Spodoptera exigua (beet armyworm)
Lineage: Eukaryota; Metazoa; Arthropoda; Insecta; Lepidoptera; Noctuidae
Source: the annotation of a GenBank genome assembly